UUGUUCAGAGGGGUGCGUUUAUAUUACUGAAAAUGCUUCCUGUUAAAUCGCCACUAGAUCGCCCCGAAACCAUGACCCCUCGGACAUUGGCGAACACCAUGCGGCCCCAUCAUCACGGGCACUGGCGGGCACUCCGCUCGGUAUAAAAGUGUUUCACCCAACGCGUUGCAGGCCUUUCGCCCCCACUUCUAGUCCAAGGCAGAACAACUAUGCAGCAAAUUGUGGUGGAUGAUCAAGAAACCAAGCUGUCAUACAUUGACAGCGGUGUUCCUGCUUCAAAAUCAGGCAAUAAUUAUACUACAAUCUUCGCCAUCCAUGGCUCGGUAUUUACCAAUCAUGUCUUUGAAAAGCUGAUGGCUGCCGCUGCCGAACAUAACAUUCGUAUCGUCGCCAUGAAUCGCAGAGAAUACCCAGGUUCGACCCCACUGUCCCCCUCCGAUAUCCAGAUUCUCAGCUCGGGUACCGACGACGAGAAAGCUGCAUUUCUGCGUGCUCGGGGGCUCGAGAUUGCCACCUUCGCCUGUCGUUUCGCUCAACAAUACGACAUCCCUCGUAUCUCUGAAGAUGGCAAGACCGGCGGGUUUGUAAUAUUUGGCUGGUCCUUCGGCUGCUCGAUUGCUCACCCUGCCGUCGCCCACUUCGAUGCCCUCCCGCCCCCCUCGAAGCAGUACUUUUCCACAAAUCUCCGCGGUCUCAUUCUCCUAGAGCCGCCAACUGUCACACUCGGCACACCGAUGCCGCCCAAGGCCUGGUCGCCGCACAUCGACACUACUGUUCCCCAAGAGCUCCGCGACCCCUUCUUCGGCCACUGGAUCUCCUCUUACUUCAAGCACGGCGACAUAUCUACUCGGGACCUCGACGUCCUGUCGUACAUCGUGCCUGGGACGUUCCGUGCACCGAGCAUCUACUCGAUGUCGGAGGAACAGCUGGCGAAGAUGACGUACGACCCGCCGGCGCAGACGUCAGACCUGCCAUUCAUGAUCUUCUGUUCGGCGGCAGCCAACGCGAGCUACCGCAAGGCGUUCUUCGACAAGGACGUCAGGGCUGCGCUUCCGGGGAUGAUGGUGGCUGUCAUCAUGGGUGACGCGACAUCUGCGCUCUCACUGGCCGCGUAUUUUGCGGUCCAGAAUGACGAUGAUGCGCUUGGGGGCGGGUUUGUCAGGUUUAAAGAGCUGCACGGCACGAACCAUUUUGUCCACUGGGACGAACCGGAGCUUAUACUCAAGACAGUGAUGGCGUGUAUCGAAUGAUAAAUCGUGGUAUACGUCUGGAUGUAAAUGUGCACUCUUUUGGAUUUGAGUCCUGCGCCAUGCCGCGAUGAUCA
Molecule: messenger RNA, 1324 nt
Organism: Phanerochaete carnosa HHB-10118-sp
Lineage: Eukaryota; Fungi; Basidiomycota; Agaricomycetes; Polyporales; Phanerochaetaceae
Exons: 4
Coding region: 210-1250 (346 amino acids)
Source: RefSeq, a predicted model, not a curated record